Molecule: messenger RNA, 1698 nt
Organism: Toxorhynchites rutilus septentrionalis
Lineage: Eukaryota; Metazoa; Arthropoda; Insecta; Diptera; Culicidae
Exons: 1
Coding region: 1-1698 (565 amino acids)
Biological process (GO): proteolysis
Molecular function (GO): aspartic-type endopeptidase activity; nucleic acid binding; zinc ion binding
Source: RefSeq, a predicted model, not a curated record
AUGUCUGCACAGAGUCGUAUCAAACCAUUUGAUGCUGCUGGAGAGACCAGUAGCCUUCCGGAACAAUGGGAAACAUGGAAAAACGAUUUAGACUCCUUUUUCCUGGCUCGUAAUAUCGAAGCGCAGCGAGAGAAGAAAGCACAGUUGGCGUAUCUGAGAGGACCAGGGUUGCAGGAGAUACUACGUCACCUUCCUGGGGUAAACCAAGUACCGCAUGUGACCGACGAUCCUCCGUAUUAUGAUGUGGCCAUACAAUGCCUGGAUAACUUUUUCGAACCAUUUCGCCGUAAGACGUACGAGCGGCAUCUCUUCCAUCAGAUUGUUCAGCAACAGGAUGAAAGGUUUACGGACUUUGUAAUGCGGCUGCGGAAGCAGAUUGCUAGAUGCAGUUACAAUCCGAGUGUUGUGGACGAGUUAAUUGCGGAUCGCAUCGCUCAAGGAUGCAAAUCACAAGAACUUAGAACGAAAUUUCUUCAGAAGGAUAGAACUCUCGACGAAAUCAUCGCGUUGGGUACGAGCCUGGCCGAUUCAUUCAAUCAGUCCAGGGAACUUGGAAAACCGUAUAUGCAUUCAAGACCAGAUUCUCGAUCUGAACAUGAGGUUAAUUGGGUCACAAAAAAACGUUUACGUUCAGUUGGUGACCACAGUUCGAGUAAUUCUACAACAAAUCGUUUUCGAACAAACAACCACGCCUGUUACAGUUGUGGCCGUCGAGGACACGUGCAAGGUCCCGCAAAACAGACGAAGUGUGCUGCCUGUGGAAAAACAGGACAUUGGGCCAAAAGAUGUUAUAGUACUGGACAUUGUGUUAAGCGCCGUCAAGAUGAUUCAACCCCGGUAACAAAGGCCAAACGGAUUCGAGCGAUCUCUGAGGAAAUUGGAAAGGAACAGGAGAAAGAUUUCGUGUUCUACGCUAUGGGCCCAAACGUUUUCAACUUUGAGGUUGGUGGAGUUGACAUACCCAUGACAAUCGACUCAGGAGCCGAUGCGAACAUCAUCACAAGGGACAUUUGGGAGCAAAUGAAGGAGGCAGGAGUAAAAGUGAAAAAUACAACUACGAAAGCUGAUCGAACGCUUAUGGCAUAUGCUGAUAAGCCGUUGAGAAUUGCGGGAAUGUUCUGUUCAGAGAUCGAGGCGGCAACCAACAAGGCUGAUGCGAAAUUUUAUGUUGUGGAAGAUGGUCAACGCUGCUUGCUUGACGAUCGAACAGCCAAAAAUCUGCAAGUAUUGAAGGUUGGAUACGAUGUAGAAGCAAUUAGAGCACGCUUUAGUUCACCGUUUCCAAAAAUCCGUGGAGUGAUUGUGGAGAUACCGAUUGAUGAACAAGUUCAGCCUGUACAACAAGCGUACAGACGGCCACCAAUCGCGAUGGAGAGAAUGAUCGAGGAAAAACUAGAUUCUCUUCUAGAAUUGGAUAUCAUCGAACUUGCUCCAGGACCGUCCCCUUGGGUAUCGCCAUUUGUACCAGUCCUUAAGGAUACAGGUGAAGUCAGACUCUGUGUCGAUAUGCGCCGGGAAAAUCAAGCGGUUUUGCGAGAAACUCACCCGUUACCACUGAUAGAGGAGUUGUUGUCAUCGGUGUCUGGUGCUGUCCUUUUCUCGAAAAUCGACAUCAAGGACGCGUACCACCAAGUGGAGAUAUCCGAGCGUUCUCGACCAAUCACAACAUUCAUUACGAAGCGUGGUCUUUACAGGUAG